AUGACUUAUAUAAUUAAUACUCCUUCACCGACUUCGGCAUUUGAUCCAAACUCGACGGUUUGCAGCGUACCUUUCAUUAACGACAGUUCAUUAAUUGAAUUAAGGGAUUCAACAGUUAAUGAAUCAUUAAAGGCUUCAUUAAUGAAAAUCAUUGAUUUUAACUCAUUCAUGAAUUCAUAUAAUUCAUUCAUUAAUGUUUCAUACACUUCUAAAGAAGGUGAGCCAAAAACCAUCAAUAAAGCAGUGUAUGAAAUAAAAGCAUCAAUGACGAAAUUGAAUUCGUUAACUUUUGACGGUGAUAGUUCCGUUAACAGCAUGACAUCAGGAAAAACGAUUUUAACGAAAGAAUAUUUAAAAUCUCAUGUUAGUGAGUUCGUUGAAAUUGAAAAAGAAGGUGGAAUUAAGUUCGAUCCACUGGGUUUCAUUUUCGACUUAGCGAAUGCGGGUGUUAGUUUCGCUGAAUGGACAACUAUACAGAGUGAAAUAAAUGCAAUAUAG
Messenger RNA from Trichomonas vaginalis G3, 498 nucleotides. RefSeq lists its product as uncharacterized. The record is from RefSeq and is a predicted model, not a curated record. Lineage: Eukaryota; Parabasalia; Trichomonadida; Trichomonadidae. The transcript has a single exon. Bases 1 to 498 code for a protein of 165 amino acids.